ACCUGUUGCACAAAAUGGACUACCAAGGCAAUAUAAUUUUGGUGGACCGAUGGAUUUAUCUGAAAAAUAUGGACCACUACUCAGACAAAAUGGACCACCUGGCCAAUUUGGGCCUCAAGAUUAUGGACCGCCGCCUGGACAGUAUGGUCCAGGAUUUAGACCACCAGGAGCACAAUAUGGAUCUUCUGGACUUGGAAGUGGAGCGCAUUUUGGACUUCAAGGAUCACAAGGCCCUGGAGGAAGCCAGUAUGGACCGCCACGUUAUUCACAAUAUCAACCGCCUUCUAAACUACGAUAUCUAGGAUCGGCAGGUCCACCUCCAGAUACAUGGAACUGGGAUGUUUCACGACAACAGCCAAACGGCCAGGGCCCACAGUCUGCGAGAGACCUAUUGAGAGAAUUAAAGCCCCCUGAUCCAUUUCGUGAGUUGCCUCAAGCGGAUGACUUUGGUGAGCCGAUUCAAUGGGUGGCUUUAACUGCGGCUAACACAGAGGACGGUCUUGCGAGAGUCACUGACAGGAAAACUGGAAGAAACAUGCAGACUAGAAUAAAUGGCACAGUUUUCGUUCCUGUUAGUUACCACCCAACUACAACGACUGAAGCCACAACCACCACAACCGAAGUCACCACAACUCCGGACCCGGUCAUGGAAUCACUGCUCCAGUUCGUGACUCCUCGGAACUUGAAGCCGGAAGACUGGCUGGCUUUCGAUGUGACCUUGAACAAGAAGAAGGCACCUGAAAUGUGCGACUCAGACGGAUGUCAAGCAAGGUGCAUCGGGGACAACUGUAAGACACAGUGUAAAGGUCAUUCAUGUGAUGCUCGGUGCAUCGGCAAAGGGUGCGAAGCAUAUUGUGACAGCGUCUCAUGCCGUUACACCACAAACGGCGAAGUGAAAAGUGGCAUGAUCCAGCAAGUCCGGAACCAGCAACAUCAGCGGACGAGACCUAUUGCCAGGACUAGUGUGGAAGAUGACGAGCUUCAACUAGAAUCUAGUGAACGGAUAGACCAAGGAUUAAAUAAAUGGGCUUGA
This is a messenger RNA of Cydia strobilella, 1033 nucleotides long. RefSeq lists its product as uncharacterized. The record is from RefSeq and is a predicted model, not a curated record. The transcript has 14 exons. The coding region runs from base 50 to 1033 and encodes 327 amino acids. NCBI's taxonomy places the organism in Eukaryota, Metazoa, Arthropoda, Insecta, Lepidoptera, Tortricidae.